Messenger RNA from Orbilia oligospora ATCC 24927, 2247 nucleotides. RefSeq lists its product as uncharacterized. The record is from RefSeq and is a predicted model, not a curated record. Lineage: Eukaryota; Fungi; Ascomycota; Orbiliomycetes; Orbiliales; Orbiliaceae. Bases 1 to 2247 code for a protein of 748 amino acids. The transcript is spliced from 2 exons.
AUGGAAAACAUUUCAGAUCUCUACGAAACAUCCUGCCGCCGUUUCCUUACACAGCUCGCCAUUAUUUCAAAAGUGAAUUCCGAGCAGGGUCGUAGAGAGCGACAGAAACGGCUCCAGUUUCUCAGGGAAAGUGCUAGGACGCCAGAUGUGGCAGAUAAUGUUGCCUUAAACCGAUUGCUGGAUAACUUGGCUUUUCUAUUGGUCCGAAGAAGUGGAGGGGAUUGUGUUUCGUUGGCUUUGGUAGGCUUCACACAAGCUAAGAUUGAUAUGGUUGCUCAGGCUAGCUAUGAGGAAGAUCGAUCUUCACCAGAUUCAGCUGUGGCCGAUAUGUCAGUGGGUUUGGAGGUUGCAGGAAAUCCGCAAGGGGAGUUUAGUUAUAGCUCCGACGGGCCAAGUGCGAUCAAGCAACAUGCGGAACGGAUUUUUAAAUAUGUCAAAGAAUCUAGCACAUUGCCUCGCGAUCAUCAGCGGUACUACGAAAUCCUGAAAGAACUCUUGACAAUCCAAGUCGAUUACAGUUCAAACAAACUUUACGGCCGUGUUCAACUGUUAAAAAAGUUUACUACCAAAGUCGAGGGCUUCAAAAUACCAGAUUGGGCUUCUUUGGCUACGGGGGAGUCAAGGGACAAGGAUAGUUUCUCUUUACCACCGGCGCCGGGUCCUCCAGGAAGGGAUUUAGGCGAAGUUGUUCACCGACAUCUUUAUAACGAACUUCUCGAUAAAAAAAAAUCGAUUUCAGUACCACCGGUCGAGGAUAUGAUGAAAUUAAGUCGACUAAAUUUUGAUCUGUGGACUGAAAUUUUCCUUGACUUCCUUAAUGAUUUUCAGAGCCGAGUGGAAAAACUAGAGAAAGCGGAUGAGGCCACUCGGAGCAAAUGUAUCCGCUGCAUUGUUUCUAGUCUGCGUUUUAUGGAUAUCCUCGUCACUCAGUCGAAACUAUUUAGGAGCUGGGUGGAGAUAACGACUAGAACGCUAGACCAACAGAAAGAAGCACUAGCGAGAGAAGCUGAGGGGAAGGAAAAAGUUAGUAUGUCGGUGGGGCUCAUGGCUGUAGAAGAUUUAGAACCGGUUGUAGAGGAUUCAGAACCAGCUGCAGGUCCUGAGAGCGCCGUACAUCGAUCGGUCUUACAGCACACCCUACCCGAAGUACAAAAACCAACUGCUCCAAGCGACCACGAGCUUGAAAGUUCUAUAAACACGAUGAAGUCCGGUUCAAGUGGCCCAAUCCAUAUUUCAAAGCCUAGGAAGCGGGACUGGUUUAAAACAACGAUGAGGAAGGUGAUUCCGGCGUCUAUUACGAAUCGGUUAACUUUGAGGAGAUAUUCAAAGGAUACUCGAGUCCACGUCGGAGAAAUUUUUGGUGGUUCCUCGCUGCCUUUGCCGGGAGGUAACAAAAAGGCUCCGGAUGCCGACCAAGCUAGUCGGCAAGAAAAAAUCGAGGAACCCAGGGGUUUGGCGGGAGGGGGGCACGACGAAAUCGCCGGGUCAAGUACACAGAGCGGUCACCGGGUCCAACGGGCGAGGACAUCUCAAAUAAGUUUCUCCGGGUCGUUUUUGGAGAGGGCUGAAGAGAGCUUUGAGGAAUAUACCGAAGCGACAGCAGUUGGAACUCCAUCCAUGGACUAUAACAUUUUGUGGUUGGUUUCGCAGCAUGCAAUAGCAAUUGACUCACUAGUAAAGAACGAUUUGGUUCGCAAGUUUGCAAGUACGAGAGACUUCAACUUGGAGGUUCUUCCUCAUGACGAGACAGAAGCCACAACUUUACCAUGUGAACCUAUCCUCGAGACCCUUUCAAGACUUUUGAGUACUGUUGAGCCGAUAGACGACGACGACCGUAGACUGAAGGCCACCAGUUUUUUGGCUAAUAUCAAAGCCCAUGAAGAAGACCCUGGGGCCAAGUUGCUUUUAAGCCUAGACAAAAUAGAACCUACGAUUAAGGUAUCCGGACACGCUGAGCUGAUUCUCUUGAGCCACCUCGCGAAGCUCCGUAAGGGCGGUCAAUACGUUUAUCGGUAUCUCGGGUUAUCGAAGCCACCAUGUUUUGUGUGUGAAGAAGUUCUUUUACGGAGAGAAGAUUUCUCGGUGUUGACGCGACAGGGUCACACACACGCUUAUGUUUCGAGUAUUCCCAGUGGAAAUUCUCCGUUAGAACAACUUGUGGUUUUUAACGAUGUCAAGAUUAUUGCGGAACAAUCCGUCCGAGAUGUUUAUCUGAGUAAACGUUGUGAUUCAAGAGAUUCGCAUUAA